UUUCUAACGCCCCCGACCCAUUUCUCUCUCUUUCUCCCCCAAUUCUUCUUCUAGGGUUUCGCUCCGAAACGACGUCGCCUCCUUCACCAUGACGGCGACGCCCCCGGCCGUUUCACCCUCCCGCACCACCUGCGCUUCUCUCCUCCACGAGCUCCAGAUAAUUUGGGACGAGAUUGGGGAGAGUGACAGGGAGCGUGACACCAUGCUUCUCCAGCUGGAGCAAGAGUGCCUCGACAUCUACCGCAAGAAGGUGGAGAUGACCAGAAAGUACCGGGCCGAGUUGCACAGGUCCCUCGCCGACGGCCAAGCUCAAAUCGCCGCCAUCGCCUCCGCUCUCGGCGAAGCCACUUCGUUUUCCCGGGCUAGAGGGACUCUCCGGGACCAGAUUUCUGCUGUCAAGCCUGUUUUGGAGGAAUUGAGCUUGAAGAAGCAAGAGAGGGUCAAGGACUUUUCGGUCAUUCAGUCGCAGAUUGCCAGGAUCUCGUCGGAGAUAGCCGGCAACGGUGUGGCUGGGAAUGCCGGUGAGUAUGCCGGAGUGGAUGAGACGGAUUUGACUCUGAAGAGGUUGGGAGAGCUUAAGUCUCACCUUGAGGAGCUUCACAAAGAAAAGGCUUUGCGGUUACAGAAAGUCAAUAGUCAGGUCAAUAUCAUCCAUGACCUCUCGGUGGUAAUGUCAAUUGAUUUCUUUGAGACGCUCAAUGAAGUCCACCCGAGCUUGACUGAUCAGUCCGCCACUCAUUCCAAGAGCAUCAGCAAUGACACUCUUGCUAGAUUGACGGCGCUGACCAGCUCUCUGAAGCAAGAGAAACAGCAAAGACUGCAUAAGCUACAAGAGCUGGGAAGCAAACUGAUAGAAGUAUGGAAUCUAAUGGAGACACCGACUGAGGAACGGAACAAAUUUGACCAUGUUACGCGCUUAAUUACUUCCUCAGUUGAUGGGCUAUCAAGGCAUGGUUGCCUUUCUCUUGAUGUCAUUGAGCAGACCGAGGCUGAAGUCCAGCGGUUGAAUGUUUUGAAAGCCAGCAAGAUGAAGGAGUUGGUCUUUAAGAGGCAAAAUGAGCUGGAAGAAAUUUAUAGAGGAGUCCACAUGGAUGUAGAUAGUGAUGGAGCUAGACAGAUUCUCACCAGCCUCAUAGAUUCUGGUAAUGUUGAUUUGUCUGAUCUGCUUUCGAGCAUGGAUGAUCAGAUUGUAAAGGCCAAAGAGCAAGCUCUAAGCAGAAAGGAUAUUUUGGAUAAGUUAGAGAAAUGCAAAUUUGCUUUUGAGGAGGACAAGUGGCUUGAUGAGUAUGAAAAGGACGAAAAUAGGUAUAGUGCAGGAAGAGGAGCACACAAAAAUUUGAAGCGUGCUGAGAAAGCCCGGAUUUUGGUUGGAAAAAUACCAUCUAUCAUCGAAAAUUUGAUUGCCAGAGUUAAAGCAUGGGAGAGCGAGAAAGGAGUCCCUUUCUUAUACGACAAGGUUCGCCUGUUACAUAUCGUGGAGGAGUACAGUGCACAACGACAGGAGAGAGAGGAGGAAAAGCGUAAAUCUCGGGAGCAAAAACGUCUGCAAGAACAACAUGCUACCGAACAGGAGGCACUAUUCGGUUCAAGGCCGUCUACAAAGAAGCCAUUGGGUCAAAGCACCAAUGCUAAUACCAAUUUCGGGACCCCAAUUAGUCGUCGUACAGGUACCCCUUUGGGCCGUCAUGGAGUGUCAGCUGGAAAAGAACGCAGAGAAAGUGGGAGGGCCAACAUGACACCUGUUAACUAUGUUGCUCUUCCAAAGGAUGAUUCUAUCUCUCGGAGAAAUUGA
Messenger RNA from Fragaria vesca subsp. vesca, 1792 nucleotides. Its product is annotated as 65-kDa microtubule-associated protein 5-like. NCBI's taxonomy places the organism in Eukaryota, Viridiplantae, Streptophyta, Magnoliopsida, Rosales, Rosaceae. Gene Ontology annotation, biological process: microtubule cytoskeleton organization. Gene Ontology annotation, cellular component: cytoplasm; spindle. The transcript has 10 exons. Bases 89 to 1792 code for a protein of 567 amino acids. The record is from RefSeq and is a predicted model, not a curated record. Gene Ontology annotation, molecular function: microtubule binding.